Messenger RNA from Esox lucius (northern pike), 1918 nucleotides. Its product is annotated as claudin-34-like. Gene Ontology annotation, cellular component: plasma membrane; bicellular tight junction. The coding region runs from base 538 to 1302 and encodes 254 amino acids. The transcript is spliced from 2 exons. NCBI's taxonomy places the organism in Eukaryota, Metazoa, Chordata, Actinopteri, Esociformes, Esocidae. The record is from RefSeq and is a predicted model, not a curated record. Gene Ontology annotation, biological process: bicellular tight junction assembly; cell adhesion. Gene Ontology annotation, molecular function: structural molecule activity.
CCUAGCUUUGGAUGGGUUAAUUAACCACGCCUUCCGUUCCUUUGUUUCCUGAGAGCAGAGGUGAAUAGCCAAUAAGAUAAGUCAAUCAUUCACAGGGACGCAUUACUAGAUGAAGUCCCAGAUGAGGAAGUACCAGUUUUGUGUCGUUCCCACCGGUACAAUAAUGUCACCUUUGGCAGGAUCCUGAGAAGCUUGGUGGAUGAUGCCAGGCCAGUCGAUUCUGUGUCUCUCACCACCACUGACCCCACAGGACUGAGGAUCUGAGAGGGAAGCUUUGUUUGCCAGGUAUCCUGGAGACCGCGGGAACAUAUCAGGAAAAAAAGGUGAUGUAUCCAAGCCUCUUCCUGGAUAUGAGGUGUGAGUCUGGAGCUGAAGUGUGAAGAAAAAAAAAAGAGUUGUUGAGGCGACAGGUGGCUUUUUAUUCUGAAUGGCAAUUCUGUGACAUGGCGGAGCUCCCGCUCCUGUGAGCCAAGGAUGUCCGUCUGUGGUUGGAAUAAAAGGACCGUUGAGGGACUGUCUCGCCUGUGUGUUUAAGACAUGACAUACCUGGUUCACACGGCUAACCCUCAGUUCGUGGGCCUCUGGUUAAGUGGUGUUGGCUGGCUCCUCACCGGCGCGACCCUCGGCAUCAUCCAGUGGAGGGCCUGGCGAGUGGCCGACCUCACGUUCAUCACCUCGGGCGUGGCUUGGAUCGGGGUGUGGAGGGUGUGCUUCUACAGCCACACCCUUGUGACCUCGAGUUUCCAGAUCAUGUACUGUAAGAGUAUGUCCCCGUUGGACAGCUUCACCCCCCCAGAGGUCACUGCCGCCCAGGUGCUCGUUCCGGCAGCGCUGGUCGUCGGGUUCUGUGGGAACGGCGCCGCCAUUUACGCACUCCGGAACGUCUACUUCGGACUGGAGAAACGGACGGCCAUACGGCGGACGUUCGCGCUGGCUGGCACGCUCUGCCUCCUCUCGGCCGCGUGCUUUCUCGUACCGCUCCUUUGGAACUUGAACUCAGUCUUGGCCAAUCGGACGAUUGCUUUUCCUCCAGACUUCCACAUGCCGCCUGCGCCCGUGUCCCAGGUGGCAGGGGAGGGUAUAGGGGUCGGGAUCGUGGGGUCAUUCCUGAUGAUCGUCAGUGGUGUUAUCUUCAUCUCAUACAGGUUACCUGUUAAAAAGGGACUAUGGGUGGAACGGUCCCGUCCUGAUGCGAGGCACAUUGAUGGGUCCAUUGUUAGGACAGGGGGACCCAGUAAGGAUGGUCUGAGGGACUUUCAGGCCAGAGAAAAUCCUGCAUUCCACUCAGACGAGCAGCUGUGAUGUAAGAUUUUUUUUUCUGAAAAAAGGUGUCUGAGUUUAACGUAUUUAAUGUUAUAUUGUACUGGUGGGGACUUUUUUCCAUUUCUUUUUAUGUUGGAGUUAUUUUAUUUAAUUGACUGCGUUGCUUAGUGUCCACCAUACAAGCGUUUCGCCACACCCGCGUCAAUAUCUGCUGUAAUUGGUAUGUUUAUAAUAGAACCUUACUGAUUUGAAGUAUUGAAGCAGGCUUUGUGACGGACUAAAGCAAUUGCCAAUGUAUGUGUAUAUAACUGAUUUUGCACAUUUUAUGAUUGAGAUUGAUUCUUAAUUAAUUCUUGAUGAAUAUUUAGAAUGAAGGUUACCUAUAAAAUAAUAUCUUUAAUGGUAAAAUGCAAAUUGUGAUAUAAUUAGAUUUAACAAUGCUUAACUGCUAUGAAAGCCAUUGUAACAUUUCUGUACUGUUACGAUAAAUAAACAUGCUAAGCAGAUUGCCAUUCUAAUGCAGCAUUGCUGUUAUGACAGUCUUUUCUCUAAUCUUCCACCUAGCAGAGCUUAACAUUUCAGUUUCAACUAUUAAGAUUUAAAGGUAGAACACAAUUUUCAAGAAGUGUUAAUAUAUUUCAAUAUAUAUAUUUUA